This is a messenger RNA of Stylophora pistillata, 4395 nucleotides long. Its product is annotated as delta-like protein 1. Gene Ontology annotation, cellular component: membrane. Gene Ontology annotation, molecular function: calcium ion binding; Notch binding. The record is from RefSeq and is a predicted model, not a curated record. Gene Ontology annotation, biological process: cell communication; multicellular organism development; Notch signaling pathway. NCBI's taxonomy places the organism in Eukaryota, Metazoa, Cnidaria, Anthozoa, Scleractinia, Pocilloporidae.
ACAAACUACGUCUCGGCGCAUUGAAAGCACUUUAAAGGAAGUCCCUGAAGAAUUAGUUGCUACUUUCGAAGUUAAUAUGCUGAGCCGCAGGGAUUGUUUUUGACAACACGUUGUAUACCUUUGGAAUCAAGCAGCCGUGAAAAAUACGCAAGCACAAACACGGUUGCGUUACGUUCUUUGCUGUCGACCGGCCCGCAACGAGUGCCCCAAAAUCGAUUGAAUGAAAUAUGCGAUCAUGCUGAGCCGUGAGAAAACCGCAACAGGAGGAUCACACCAACCGUUCGAGUGGGUUUUAGCACACUCUGUCCUGAUUACACUUUAAUGAGUUGGGCACGAAACUCAUGCAUAUGAGAGACUUCACUCGGCAUUCACUGGCCGCAUUUGUGAAAGGAAUUCAGCGCCCCAACCUCGGAGUUCUUGUGAUUUUACUGUUGGCUAGCGUACUGCCUGAAACUCGGUCCACGGGAAUGUUCGAAGUCCGUUUCUUGGACUACACGAAUCCCGGAAACAGAAACGGGCAGAAGACUUGUUGUAUUGGUGAAGAGACGGGAGGGAGCUGUUCUUCUCCUUGCAGCACCUUCUUUAAAGUGUGUCUCCGGCCCCUUACUCACACUGGGCCCUCGUGUCCGUUUGGGCAGAAGACUUCGGAUGUAUUGGGAAAUGGUUCAUUUGUAAUCCCGUCAAACAGUCUGUUGCAGAUACCCUGGCCUUCUACACUACAGUCAUGGCCUGGGUCAUUCUCUUUACUCGUGGAGGCAAGACACCGUCAAGGUCCAAACUCUUCAGUUUUAAUCGAGCAAGGUGUGGUCACAAGGAAGUCCCUGCUACCUGGGCUACAAUGGAACAACAAAAGCCAUGUAGGAGUAGUGGCAAAUGCAACUUUCUCUUACCGCGUGAAAUGCCAACAGUAUUAUUACGGAGACUCCUGCAGAAAACGUUGUGUACCGCGCAAUGAUGACCUUGGGCACUACUCGUGCGACAGCAAUGGGACUAAAGUUUGCAACCCGGGAUGGUCUGGACGCUACUGUGAUACAGCUGUUUGUCCGGGAUGCGACCUCACCCACGCUACCUGCCCACAUCCUAACAGUUGCAGUUGUCAGAUUGGUUGGCAAGGACAAAAUUGUACAGAAUGUAAAACGCACCCGGGAUGCCUUCACGGCACCUGUAAUAAACCCUGGGAAUGUAAUUGUAUUAAAGGCUGGGGCGGAAAUGACUGCGAUCUCGAUUUGGAAUUAUGCGCACGCGAGCAACCUUGCAAGAACGGGGGAAUAUGUUCAAAUAGUGGACUAAACCUUUACCACUGUACUUGCAAGAAGGGCUACACUGGAAAAAAGUGCGAGACAGAAAUAAAUGAAUGUUCAAAUAAUCCAUGCUACAAUGGAGGAACUUGCACGGAUCUCAUUGGGGACUUCAACUGUUCGUGCCCAGACGGAUUCAGCGGGAAGCGGUGCUACCCCACCUGCGGGCCAGGCGCGUGCAAAAAUGGUGGCACGUGCGUCAAUGGACUCCGUGGCUACUCGUGCGUUUGUUCGUCGGGAUAUACCGGAAGCGCGUGCGAACAGUCCAUAACAACGACUUCGGCGCCUACAACUACUACGAGCCCUGAAGCAAACGUCAAAAAUACUCAAAAAACCACUGAGGAAACUACUCUUCAAACUGCGCAAGAAACUACACCCGGAUCUGUCUCGGAGACCACUCGAGAAAGUACAAGGAAUGCAUCCCUUGAUGGGACGACGACAGAACCACAAGCAAACAGAACGAUAGGGGAAUCCUUUAAUUCGGAGUCUGGAAAAGGUGCCGUAGACCGGACAACCAUGAUAAUUGUGAUUGUCGCCUGUGUGCUUGUGUUUCUCGCUUUAUUCGUUGGUUGCGUCGCCUGGAGAUUCUGGAGAAAGUACAAGCGUGCGUCGCAGGACGCCGCUGGACAAGUUGAGGGAGUGCAUUCUCAUGCUAAUCCAAAACAAAUAGACAUUGAGGACCCUGAUCCUAAACAUUGUGCGAGCGCAAGAUCAGGCAAUCCUGAAAUAAUUAGAAACUUUGUGGCCUCGAAACGAAACGAAAAGAAUACAAAUAAAACACAAGACACCAUUACAGAGGAAAAGCUUUCAAAAGGAACAGAAUCUAAAGAAAUUGCCGGGGAGUCAUUGGAAUUAUCAGAUAUAAAGACAACAACGGCGCGAUCUUCGACAAGAGAACGUCAUACUCUGGACGAGUUAUAUCUACCUAAUCGUUGCUUUGAUCAAGGAUUUUGGCAGGAAGUGGAGUUGGAAAUCUAAUUUAAAUUAUUUAACAUAACAGGCUCACUCGGCCAACAGAGCAAGACACGUUCAAAUCACGUGAUGUCAGCCUCCAGAAGCAACAGUCACGUGGACAGCAGUCAUCAGGUCACGUGAUGACUUGAAUGAUCUACUUAGAGUCAUCUGCUUUCAGGAAAAAAACGGUUACAAAUGAGAUGAGAAAAACUGUGCAGAAUAAGUAAACGAGUUGUUACGUAUAAAAAGGACUUCAAUAUCCAGGAGAUAUGAAACCAGCCAAUCAAUUCCUCUCAAUGGCGAGUGAAGCUCAUCCAAUUCAGGAAAAAAAAUUCGUCAUGAAAAGUUACUUUAGUAUAUAUAAAAAAAAAAAAAACAAAAAAACAGAAGAGUUUCUUGUGCUGCGCUCCAGGGCCCUAUCCGAAGGGCUAUUUUAGGGGGCUGUGCUGGAGGGCCCUAUCCAUAGAACUAAGCAGACAAGCCUCUAUUGCAAGCCACAAGUGGGACCUGGAGAUCAUAAGAAAGAGCUACGUUAACGAAUGAAGGUUGUCUCAAUAUUGAACAGUGGUAACUACGAAAGAAUUUACUUAAAAUUUUACAUCAUUUCAGGCUUGUACAUAACUUCUAUCAGCGACUCGUGAUUUCAGAAAAAUAAGAAAGUGUUCGAUGACUGGCAGAGAAAUGCAGAUUGCUUUGGGAGAUGCUCUAGCGCAUACAAUAAGUUACAUUUUUACAAUCUCAUUUUACAUUUGUGUUUCGAUUUCAGCCCUUUGAUUGAGUUCAUAGCCACAUGCUUUUGAAGUUUGACUCGCGCCAUUCAAUUCCCAUUUCAAUAGGACUUUUAUAAUAGGGGUCCAAUCCAAUGUGUAAAUUUUUCUACCAUGUGGACGAUAAAUAAGGCUUUUAUUUAUAAACCGCAGGUCACGAAGACUUAGGGAAAUAAUAUCUAGCCAAAUUUGUGAGAAUUAUCAACGUUAUGUUAUAACUUCGUUAGGAGUUGGAGUAAGGCCCAUGGCCAAGUUCAAAACUCUUUGCUUUAUUUCGCAUGGUAUUGGAUAUUACAAGGUUACUGCAUUUUCGUAGGGCCAAUAAGAGCAAAGGACGUGCCUGCUUAACACAUCACGUGCUUUUCUCACGUGAUUUUUCCGAGAGUCUUUUGUCCGAUUGUGGCUGGAAAUUCUCUGUUCGCUCCUUUGCCAUUGAACUGUUGUGACAAAGUAACAUUAGAAAUCUGGUGAAUACAAUUUUUUUUAGAUACGAAGUAGCCUGUGUUAGGCAUUAGGUCAGUGGAAACGAGCGAAGACGUUGGUGCGCAAAAAAACGGUGGAGGUCAGAAAACAAAAAAUGUAUCCGUUUCCUCGUCGACAACGACCGCUAUUUUUCCUUCGCCCGCUCUUCCGCUCGCCUCCAUUGAUUUCGGGCUCAUAACAAGCUUGACACGAUGCUGGCUUGGCCUCUUUUCCUUGACUCUGUAACUCCUUGCUGUCGUCGUUGUUAAUCUGGCGGGUUUUUUUGUUUUUUUUUGUUUUUUUGUUAAUAUGUUGUAUAAAGUUUUGGGGGCUUCCUUAUUUAAAUAAUCUUCAGCUUGCCCUGAAAUAAUCAAGUCUUGCCGAAGGAGUCCUCAACUUUUGCAUACAUUCGAUGGAACUAGUGCCGAAUGUCUCUGUCCUCCCUACCCUCCCGUCCCUCGAGCUGGUGUUGACAUCUCAAACGGUCUUUGGAGACUCAAGUUAGAACCUAUUCCACCCGGAAAUAACUCGUUCCAUCGAAUGUACUUUUGCAUUUUAAAGAUGCAACCAGCAUUUGACGUGUAGUUGUCAUUUUCCUUUUUAGACCCCGGUUUAAUGAACUUACUACUUAUUGUAAUGUUUUGCAUCAAAAACAUUUAUAGCUCUUGGCUCGUUUUCAAAUCUUUCACCCUGCUUCUCGAUAGUAACACUGCAGAAGAAUCACAUUUCACGGAAAACGUAGCUGUUUCAUCAUGACGGGGUAGGCUUAAUAGAUAUAUAUAUAUUUUUGUAAAUUUUUAUAUAAUUCGCCAGACAGUUUUCUAGAAAUCCUCAAUGGAGGCAGGAGGAAGUCGUUUGAAAAGAAAUUUAAUAUAUAGAACGAAAAAAAAUAAAUACAUAUAUUUGCACCUUGA